Molecule: messenger RNA, 6256 nt
Organism: Ictalurus punctatus (channel catfish)
Lineage: Eukaryota; Metazoa; Chordata; Actinopteri; Siluriformes; Ictaluridae
Gene: ankfn1a
Product: ankyrin repeat and fibronectin type III domain containing 1
Exons: 24
Coding region: 205-4356 (1383 amino acids)
Biological process (GO): establishment of mitotic spindle orientation; regulation of establishment of bipolar cell polarity
Cellular component (GO): spindle
Molecular function (GO): protein binding
Source: RefSeq, a predicted model, not a curated record
CUCAGCUACUACAGAAAUAUUUCCUGUCCAAAGCUGUCUUCCCUCCGGCGUCCGUCCUCUUUGAAGCUUGGGCUCUGUCUGAAAUUUUGAAACGGAAUCGACAUUUCAAAAUAGCUCCCCCAAAAAACAAACCCAGCCCGUAAAACUUUGUCAGGGAGCCGAGUGCGGAAUAUGAGCGCCCCGUUAUGAGAUGCUUCACUAGGCAUGGAAAGUUUUAUUUUCGGUGCGAAGACUAAGUGCCAGAUGACAGAGGGUGCAGAGAUUGGGUCACUUCCUGAUGCCGAACAGAGACCCUACUUGAGAUGGAUCAACAUGGCUUAUGAGACGGAGAAGACAUGCCUGUUGAUUCCUCGGGAAUCGCGAGCAUCCUGUGUGUUCCACACAGCGGAUGAGAAAGAUGACAUUCCAGGCAUAGGAGAGGACAGUGUUUUAGAGAUGCUGAGUUACUCAAAGUUCAUGGAUCUGGAGUCAUGGCUGUGUAUGCCAUCAACAUUGCUGCCCAGGAGCUUGGACUCUACCUGCUCUGCCUCACCACUGUCUACUGAUAGUGACUCUGGAGAAGCUGAAACCAGCAGACCCCCGGAGAGGAAGUCUAUCUAUCUGAACCACUCCCCAGAAAGGGAAAACUGUCAUGUGCCACCUUCCCCCACGGUGCCAGUGUCUGUGACCCCUCAGUCUCCUGUUGCCCGGCAGACCUCCUCCACUCCAGCUCUGAAGCCAGGCACACACUCCUGUCAGGACAGUGUGUGUGUAAGGAAACGCCGGCGUCUUGCUGCCAGCCCCGGAGGGUUGCACUGGAAUGCUUCAGGCUCAGUGCUGCGUGAAUAUGAGCGAGGAGAGGCGGCUGGCGCUUUGCAGGUGAAACGUAUCCCUAAACAUUUGGAGUCUGCGAAGCUGGGUGCAGAGCUGUGGGGGGACAGAGCGGCACUCAGGAAGUGUGUGUCGGUGGAUGACAGGCUGCUGCAGCAGACGCUCACAGAGCCCGACACACUGCUGAGCCGCCUGGAGAGAGGAAAGAAGAAACUCAGGAACAUCCACAGCCUUGGGGAGACUGGAAGAUACGAAACCUGUAAAAAAUCCGAGAGCAAGAUUUCCCGCCUGGCUCAGAGACUCAACCAAAGGCAGAGAGAUGCUGCGCUGAUCAAGGACUUUCGACCGCUUCUCUUCUUCAGUGUUUCUCCAGGGAGCUCACAGAGCCUUGACAGGAGCUUCUGUGUUAGUAUGACCCAGCAGAUGCAGAACCUCCAGCUGACCCACAGUAAGAAGGGGGCUGCUCCUUCCUCCCCCAGCGCAGCCAAGCGCCUUUACCGUAACCUCUCCGAAAAGUUCAAGGGCAGCCACUCGUCCUUUGAAGAUGCUUACUUCUUUGGCCGCUCUGAUCGCAUCCGUAAAGCCUCGAAUAUUCAGAGCAGUGAGGCUCUAUUCGAGGCUGUGGAACAGCAGGACCUGGACGCCGUACAGAUUCUUCUGUUCCAGUACACAGCAGAUGAACUGGAUCUCAAUACACCCAACAGCGAAGGCCUGACCCCGCUCGACAUCUCCAUCAUGACCAACAAUGUGCCAAUAGCCAAGCUGCUGCUCAAAGCAGGGGCCAAGGAGAGCCCACAUUUUGUGAGUCAGGAGAGCCGUGAGGCUCAUCUCUCAGUGCUGGUGCAGGAAGCUCAGAGGCGAGCGAGCGAGCUCUCCACACAGGUGAUGAGAGAGAGCCUCAGUCUGGAGACAUCAGACAAGGAGAAGCAGCUCAAGGCCUGGGAGUGGAGAUGCAAACUCUACAAACGCAUGCGCACUGGAUUUGAGCACGCACAGGUUCCAGAGACUCCGACAGCUGUGCGUUUGACUGUGAGCAGCAGCACAUCUCUCACUGUCACAUUUCAGGAGCCAGCCAGCAUCAAUUCAGCUGUGGUUACAAGAUAUAAAGUGGAGUGGAGCUGUCUGAAUGACUUCUCUUUAUUAGCUGGAGAACUGAUCCUAGAAAAUCUACAGUGUCUUAAAUGUACAAUAACAGGCCUUACAACGGGGAGGCAAUACUAUGUUCGUGUAUCUGCCUACAACAUGAAAGGCUGGGGGCCAUCACAACUCGCUCAACCCCCUUGUGCUGUUCCCUCCAAUUGGAAGGAGAGCGAUGGUAGAGAGUCCCGGCGGAGAGGGCACAUUGAGGCCAUGGAGAGACUACUCCAGCAAGUCCGUGCCACACACCAACACUACAGCUGUGGAGACAUUGUGAAGCUACAGAACCCCAGUCGCAAGCAAUCCGUCUCUAGAAGCCUGAAACAUCUCUUUCAUUCCUCCACUAAAUUUGUCAAAACUCUCAAAAGGGGGAUCUACAUAGCCGCGGUGUUUUAUCAUAAGGACAGUCUGCUGGUGACUAAUGAGGAUCAGAUACCCAUCGUGGAGGUGGAGGACUCCUACAGCAAUUCCCUCAUGCAGGACUUUCUGUGGUUUACCAAGCUUUCGUGUAUGUGGGAGGAUGUCCGAUGGCUCAGGCAGAGCAUGGCUAUUUCCGCCUCGUCCUCGUCCACACUGCAGUCCAGGCAGAAGAUGCUGGCUGCCGCCGGGCAACUACAGAACCUUCUUGGAACGCACAACCUAGGCCGCGUCCACUACGAGCCUAUUAAAGACCGCCAUGGCAAUGUGCUGCUAGUGACAAUCAGGGAGAUGGACAGCUCUUAUUCCUUCUUCAACGGGAAGUGGAUGCAGGUGUCCAAACUACAGAGCCAGAGAAAGUCUCUGUCCACCCCUGAAGAGCCCUACGCCCUGGACAUUCUGCUCAUCACUAUACAGGAUAUCCUGGCAUAUCAGCGGCGAAGUCAGCACCGUCUUUCUCCAGGCCUGUAUCUGGGCUACUUGAAGCUCAGCAGCUCUGUGGAUCAGAUCAAGGUGCUGGUCCCACAGCGAACACCCAGCAUGCUUUGCCAUUCCAGGAUACGGGACAACUGGAAUGUCUCCAGAGAUGAGUGGGAAUGGUUGAAUACUCUGUCUGGCCCCGAGGAGGUGGAAAGAGCAGAUCAGGCAGCAGACUGCAAUGCUCCCUCGCUCUUCUGCGAGCUCCAGACAGCCAUUAAGAGUCUGCUGCACCAGAUCAAUCUACCUCUGCACCAGGCUAAGCACUUCCGUCUCUACACACAGGAGGUGCUCGAGUUGGGUCACAAUGUGUCCUUUCUUUUGCUGCUGCCUGCCUCAGACGCCGUGUGCACUGCCCCGGGCCAGACCAAUCCCUACACACCCCACUCGGGCUUCCUCAACCUCCCUCUUCAAAUGUUUGAGCUUGUUCACUUCUGUGCAUAUAAGGAGAAGUUUAUUAGCCUGUACUGCCGCCUGUCCUCUGUGCUUGACCUGGACGCCUUGAUAACCCAGCAGGCUUUGAGAGAGGCCAUUACAGAUACUGAAUUGUCCACUGCUAAACAAAGACACCAACAUAUACUUGACUAUAUUCAGCAAAUGGAUGAGAUGUGGAGAGAUAUCCGGUGGAUCACUGAUGCCCUGCAGUAUGCCCGUUAUAAACAGCCUCUGGGCGGUGUGCCCAUCACGUGGCUGGUGGAUGCCAGUUCAGAACCCAUAGCACAGAAGUACGACUCCAUCUCCUCAAACGCAGACUACCUGCCUACUCCCUCUCCCUCACCUGAGUCAAGAAGAAAGGCUACAGAUGACUCCCAGGCGGUCUCAGACGAAGAAGGCUGCUCUGAGGUCUUUCUCCCAACAGACAGCGACUAUGACUCCAGUGACGCUCUGAGCCCACGAGAUCUAGACCUGGUUUAUUCUUCAGCCCAGGAUCUAUCCCAUCAGGCUGUGCACACACUAAGCGGCAGCGCCCCUGACGUCCUGCAGAUGCACGACCUCAAACCCAGUGCCCGCUCUAAGUUGAUGCUGGAGACUGAAUCCUUCACUAAAGACCUGGAGGAACUGUCCCUGUCCUCUUACUCCAGCAAAUCAUCAGAAAAGACGUCUCGCUACAAGCGCAAGCUGCUGUCUAGGAGCCAGCCCCAGAGGAGCUGCUUCAGCGGAACACAUCGCUGGCUGAGGGUACAGAGUGAGAACCAGUCUCCUUCACUUUCAGAGGGGGUUUACACUCGGCAGAGCGAGCUGGACCUGCCUCUAGAGCUACCUGUUUCUUUCCCACACUCCUCCUACAGCAUGGACGAGUGGAAGGGCAAUAACAGGGAGAACAAGCCCACUGUGCGUAGGAUCUUUGUGGAGUCGUGCAGUGAGACAUCCCCGAGCAGAGACGGUGCCAGAUGGCCAGAUGCGGUGGAUGAGACACAUGGAGGAGCUGCAGUAGGAGAGACGACAGCUCAGGAAGUGGACUCAGAUGACCAAACCAAUGAUCUGGUUUCUGAAAUACUCAGCAGCACUCUUUAGAAAGAACCAUCCAGCGUUAUUGUAUGUCAUGUUGAUGUGUUUUGUCAUGUAUCACCACCAGACAGCCUCUAAGUGAAUACAGUUAUGGCUUGCAGAUUUUCUGUGUUGUAGUAUGUGGAGAAAUCUUUAAUAGAAUGUGCAGGACAGAAAAAAAUAAGUUGCUGGUCAACUCUGUAGGACUCAUAGACUGUGGCUAUGACUGUUAAUAUACUUACUAUUAAUGCAACAUGAAAUAACCUGCUGCUUUAACCUUUGAACUUGAAACUGCCUCUGCAUAGACUGAUAUGACAGGUGAAAGGUGAGAAGUAGUACUUUAACUCCCAGUCUUUCGAAUCGGCUUUCUGAUUCAGCCCUUACGUCUGUGGUAUUAACGUGUGCCUGUGAGUUAAUCAGGUGUAAGUCCGCUUCCCACUGGCACACACUUAAUCUCACUUGAAAAAUUAAUUAGCAUCGGAUAUAAUUAAAAAAACUAUUUUGUCAUGAUCUGAUGGUGCUGAAUAAAAACAAACAGUUCACAUUACUAAAGUCUGUCUUUCAGACACAUAUAAACCUUUGAAAAUGAUCAUAGGCCUGGAAUCUUAAUCACCUAAUCUAUCAAAUGACCUUUAUAAAGUCUUAAUCUUAAGUGACUUGUCCACUGUAUUUCAGAAGCUAUACUUAAUGAACAAGCAGAGGUCCUGCAUAACAAACGACUCAACUUGCAUUCUGUUUACCUAUUCUGAAUAAUUUGUGGUAUACAUUUGUUUUUAUCUGAAGUGUCAUCAGUGUGAAGUUUCUCUGGGUGAUCAUUAACUUGCUGGCAUUAAAACAAAUCAAAACCACUCAUGUUUUAUGAACAGGCACAUAAAAAGAGCACUUUAGAGACCUGUUUACAUCCUCUGUGCAGCAAAUGCAGGUAAAAUUUAUCCUUUUGUUCUCCUGUUGGCCCUAGUAAAAAAAAAGAAAAAAAAAAUAGCAUCACCUUAUUUUAUGUUUUGUUUUUAAUUUUGGUACUAGAUAUUUGUACCACUUUAUAUGAAGGGCAUGCACCACUUUUUGUAUAGAUGUUUGUAACUAUAGUAGUAGACUAGAAAGGAUUACUCUGACUCUUGGUGUCUUCAAAGCCAUAGAGAUUUUAAGCGUAUUUAAGAGAUUUUAUCAGUACUGCACUGAUAGUGGGGUUGUAUACAUUCAGCCAUGAUACAUCUCUCUGUAAAUUUCUAAUGGAUAACCCAUUCAGUUUCAGUAGAAUGGACUGGAUGCUUUAAUAUUGAAGUAUUUGGAGACAAAACGGUUGUCAGGCCGAAAAAGACAGCAAGGGCAGCUUAUGUGAGCAACAUUGUGAAUUCGUCUGUUGCACUGUUAUGACUUGUCGAACAUGCAGUGUAUUACAAAUAUGUAUUUGCAUUUUCUACUGCACUUCUGUCCUUUUAAAGAUAUUGAAAUGGUUUCAUCCUCCCAAUUUCUGUACAGUGAUGUCAGUCGAACUAAAGAUGAAAUGCACUACUUUAUCGUGUGUGUGUGUGUGUGUGUGUGUGUGCGUGUGUGUUUGGGUUCAGCCCUAGGUAUUUACAAUAUGUGUUCUGCCUGUUCCCUAAUGAAUGAAGCAUUUAAGUAAAAAUUCACUGCAGUUACUUUUGUUUAAACAAUUGUUUUCCAGAUAAGGUUAAAUAAUAUGUCUUUUUCAUGAUACCUUUAUACUGUGCACACAGCAAGCCAAAUGCAUUGAAGAGCAUCAUAUCUGUAUAUUUUUGAAUUAUGCAUUUAUUGAUCCAAAUAAUAUAUUUGUGUAUCAUAUUUUUGACAGUUGUUGUCUUUUAUCCCUGUUUCUAUUGUUACUCAUUAGCUUUUGCAAUGUAACUGAAUCUCACCAUGUGGCAGAUGUGUUUAUGGAAUAAAUAAAUCGGAAAUAAAUCACCAA